AUGAAGCUCUUCGCGCCGCUCUUUGUCGUUGCUCUCGGGUCCGCCCAAGCCUCCAAGUCACCUGCGUGGAUGGGCGCGACGCAUCACAUGCACCAAGUGGCCGACGCGUGCAUGUCGGAGCACUUGAACGCGUGUGAGUUCCCCAUGACUGGCCGCCGUCUCGCCGAAACCACCGACUCCAUCACUGUGUCGGCCACGUCGUUGGCUCACUUGGCAAAGUUGAAUGUAUCGUUCAGCGUUUCCGUGGGCAACGCCACGGAUCGCGUGGCUGCGUACUGCACGACCCAAGUCGCGUCUGCGCCUGACAGCGAGUACAUUGAUUUCCAGCCUGCAGGCGGCAAGCCCUCGGCGACACUCACGUUUGGCCCGCUUCUCAACAUGCGUUGUGACUACCAGUUCCGGUACCUUAAGGACUUGGGCAACAUGACGUUCCAAACGCUGGCCGUGUCGCCCGUGGUCAAGAUGGCCCGCGGAAACACGGAGCCUCUUCAAGUGCACAUUGCGCUCACGAAGAAUGCGCAAGAGAUGAGCGUGAGCUGGACAAGUGACCGAGUGACAAAACCCACCGUCCGCUACUACGUCAAGAAAUCCUACGACAAAGACCACGACUUUACGGACGACAUCGCGUACCACACACUGCCACAACCUGGAGACUGCUAG
This is a messenger RNA of Aphanomyces invadans, 660 nucleotides long. RefSeq lists its product as hypothetical. The transcript has a single exon. Gene Ontology annotation, molecular function: metal ion binding; acid phosphatase activity. NCBI's taxonomy places the organism in Eukaryota, Oomycota, Saprolegniomycetes, Saprolegniales, Verrucalvaceae. The record is from RefSeq and is a predicted model, not a curated record. Bases 1 to 660 code for a protein of 219 amino acids.